AUUUUUUUAAGGCAACACAUAACCUUUUUAUAAAGAAAAAUAACAGAGACUGUGCAUCUAGUGUGAAAUUAGUCGAAAUGAAUGCAAUAAAUGUAAUCAAACGAUCAAUAUCAACAUCGAGUCAACUGAACGGUAAAAAGAACUUCCGCAAAUUUUUGUUGUACAACAAACGGGGACCGCGAGUAUUUAAAGAGCAACAACGAAUUGAACCCCAUCCUGCAUGCCCAAUUGAUAAACGAGGUGUAAAAGACACUGGCCGGAAAAUUAACGGUGUCUUCCAGGACAUUCCCGAAAUGAUACCUCAGCUCAUCGUUCCGAAUUUGACUGGCUGCACAUUGAAGCCGUAUGUGUCGUACAAAACACCGGAUGUGAUACAGUCGGAAUUCACCUGCGACGAUUUGUUCAAUGCAGUUUACGGUAAGAAGAUCGUCGAAGAUUUUAAGAACGGAAAGUUAAAGGAAGAUGGGUCUCCGGCGGAACCAUCGGAGGAGGAAUUGUUGAAUGCAGAAACGGCUUUUCUAAGAGCACGACAAACGGGGACAGAUAUUUUUUUCGGUAAGAUCAAUGACCCACUUGCUUCGAGUGAAGAAUCCGCAAAAUCAACUGGUUGACGCUAAAACUGGCUUCAAUAGAGCACGACAAACGGGAUCAGACGUUUUUUUUGAACCGACUAAUGUGAAUGAAAUCGAAUUAUAGUUUGCUUUAUUUAUCGAAAA
Bradysia coprophila is the source of this 716-nucleotide messenger RNA. RefSeq names its product mitochondrial ribosomal protein L41 (gene mRpL41). Gene Ontology annotation, biological process: translation. The record is from RefSeq and is a predicted model, not a curated record. Gene Ontology annotation, cellular component: mitochondrial large ribosomal subunit. NCBI's taxonomy places the organism in Eukaryota, Metazoa, Arthropoda, Insecta, Diptera, Sciaridae. Gene Ontology annotation, molecular function: structural constituent of ribosome.